UUCCUCAUCUCAAUACUAAACCCAAUCCAUUCUAGCUUAUCGGCCCCCAUGUCUGUCUCUCUCUGAAUUACUGAAUCAUAUGCAUCCUUCUAUUUCUAGAGCUAGCUAGCUAAUUUCUUCGUAAAUUUGAUAACUUGGUUAUAGACAAUCAUGAGGAAACCCUGCUGCGACAAGCAAGACACGAACAAAGGAGCUUGGUCGAAACAAGAAGAUCAGAAGCUCAUCGAUUACAUUCGCAAACAUGGUGAGGGUUGUUGGCGUACCCUCCCUCAAGCCGCAGGCCUGCUUCGAUGCGGUAAAAGUUGCAGACUUCGGUGGAUAAACUAUCUACGGCCAGACCUUAAAAGGGGCAAGUUUGCUGAAGAUGAAGAAGACCUCAUCAUUAAACUUCAUGCACUCCUAGGCAAUCGGUGGUCGCUUAUUGCUGGAAGAUUGCCGGGACGUACAGACAAUGAAGUGAAGAACUAUUGGAACUCGCAUUUGAGAAGAAAGCUUAUGAACAUGGGUAUAGAUCCAAACAACCAUCGACCAACCAACACUCUCCUCCCUCGGCCUCAUAAUCAUCAUCAAAGCCCACCACAAACACUAAAAUCACCAGCUGGUUCUGGUAUCAAUAAUUUUAAUCAUGAGCCAGUAGUGAUAGAGUCCAAAAGUUUGCGUGGUGAUGAUCAAAAUUGCGAGCAAGUAUCGGAUGGCAGAAGUUGCUUGGAGGAUGAUUCUUCUUGUGGCGGUCAUCACCUGCCUGAUUUAAACCUUGAUCUCACUGUCCAUCUCAGUGCUCCUAAUUUCUCUUCACCUAAUGAUGAUCAUCAAUAUCUCAUUAAGGAGCUUAAUGAGCCAAUUCAUCGUCCUCAUCUCAACAUUAGUGACCCCCCUGAAAUGUCGAUUGGGACCAAGUCAGCAAUAUUUGCCUCAUCUACCACGCUUCCUCUCUUCAGAUAACCUUCCAUUCUUCCAUCGACUAGCUAGCUAGCUGGUAAUUAAUUUAUCCAAUUAUGUGGAGGAUUUCCACAAUAUUUAAGCACUAAUUCUGGCUGGAGAUUAAAGCCAGCGAUGUAUUUUAUCGAUGAGAGGAAGAUCAUCAUGGCCUAAAUUGGAAGAAAGCCUGCUAGCUAGCUUGUUUAGGGCACAAUUCAACAAUAAUGGAAUCCCCAUUUGUGGAAAUUUAGCCUGAGAUGAUUAAGCAUGAUAUUUAUCCAGACCCCAAUUAGGUCAAGGCGUUUGAAGACUUAGCUAGCCGCGCAUGAUGUGGAUAUUCAUAUCCUCGAAUAGUAGAAAUUAAACAUUUAUAUGGUACACAUGUGGUUAAUAAAAUGCAUUAGCUAUAUAUGUAAAUUUGUGAAUUAUUACAUAAACAAGUCCUGUAAUUUAGUUUUC
Rosa rugosa (rugosa rose) is the source of this 1377-nucleotide messenger RNA. Its product is annotated as transcription repressor MYB6-like. The transcript has 3 exons. Bases 151 to 942 code for a protein of 263 amino acids. NCBI's taxonomy places the organism in Eukaryota, Viridiplantae, Streptophyta, Magnoliopsida, Rosales, Rosaceae. The record is from RefSeq and is a predicted model, not a curated record.